Messenger RNA from Vollenhovia emeryi, 675 nucleotides. RefSeq names its product complex III assembly factor LYRM7. The transcript is spliced from 5 exons. NCBI's taxonomy places the organism in Eukaryota, Metazoa, Arthropoda, Insecta, Hymenoptera, Formicidae. The record is from RefSeq and is a predicted model, not a curated record. The coding region runs from base 137 to 475 and encodes 112 amino acids. Gene Ontology annotation, biological process: mitochondrial respiratory chain complex III assembly.
CCGGACGCAGUGUGAAACCGUCAUAAGAAUGGCGGCUUUCAGUGGAUUUAUUUUAUGCAACAAGUAAAAUAUUACAGUUACAUGCAGUUACAGAAGAGACUGUAAAAACGGACAAUAGUUGCAAGACUUUGCAUAAAUGGGCGACCCUCUUCGACGGGAGGUCCUGCGAAUCUUCAAGCAACUGCACAGAACAAGAUUAAAGACGUUCCAAGGCGAUGAAUAUGCGUUGCAAGCUGUGAGGAAUAGGAUAAACGAGGAAUACAGAAAGUAUAAAAAUGUCACAAACCAAGCGGCGAUUGAAGAGUUGAAUAAAUUUGCGCAGGAAGUCGAGCAUGAAGUGCGAACGACUGUCAUACAAGCGGUUGAAACGGCACCUGGGAGAGUAGCGCUGCGACUUACUCCAGAUGUCUUGGUAGAUAAUGUGCCAUAUAAGGAUCAGAAGGAUAGUAAACCGAGCAAAGAAAGCAAAGACUAAGCUCUACGGCACUAAAGAAUGAAUAAAAGUCGAUUAAAGUCAAUUGAAAAUAGUUUACAGUCAGAUUGGAAACGUCUGAUUAUUUAAACCUGAAAUUGCAAUAUUUGUAAAUAAUGUAUUAUAUAGGAUAUGCUGUAGCUGUAUCAUAAAUGUAUGACUAAAAAAUACAUGUGUUUAGUAGCUUUGGUAGGAAGCCGCUA